AUGGGGAACGAAAGAAGAUCUCGAUCAAGCUACCGAUGUUGCUUUGCCUUCCUUUUUUCCGUACUGCUGACCUUUGGAAAACAGGCUUUGGCUGAAUUGAGGUACUCGAUUCCAGAGGAGAUGAAAGAAGGAACCCUUGUUGGAAACGUUGCCAAAGAUCUAGGUCUGGACAAAUCCUCGUUGAUUGAUCGGCGGUUUCGUGUUGUGUCUGCAUCUGAGAAUACUUUUUUCGAGGUUAACCCGGACAAUGGAGCCUUACAUAUCAGUAGGAAAAUAGACAGAGAGGAGCUGUGCGAGGGAAGUGGUGCAUGUUUUAUGGAGCUGAAAAUCGUUGCUGAAAACCCGUUGGAAAUUCACUAUGUAGUUGUUGAAAUUACUGAUGUAAAUGAUCACUCCCCCAGAUUUACUGAAGCAGAACAGAGAUUUGAAAUAGCAGAACAUGCAUCUGCAGGAUCGCGAUACGAACUGCAUGCGGCUCAUGACCCUGAUGCUGGAAUUAACUCAAUACGCACAUACACAAUAACGUCGAAUGAUCACUUUGAAAUAGAAAUAAGUCAAAGCGAUGAGGACAAAAUGCCAUUUUUAGUGCUGAAGAAACCUUUAGACAGAGAACAAAAGAAAGAACACUUGCUAAUUGUAACAGCUGUUGAUGGGGGCAAACCUCAAAGAUCAGGGACUUUAAAUGUUUCUAUCGUUGUUCUAGAUAGUAAUGAUAACCGUCCAAUGUUUAGUCAAGAUACAUAUCAGAUAGAAAUAUAUGAAAAUACACCUGUUGGCACUAGUGUAACAAGAGUACAGGCAGUUGAUCCAGAUGAAGGGGCGAAUGGGGAGAUAGAGUACAGACUCAGUAAAACAUUAGCACGAAAAGUUUACGAGAUCUUUGAAUUGGAUAGUUUAAGUGGACAACUACAUUUGAAAGGAACUUUGGAUUUUGAGGAAACAGAGAUUUACAAAUUAGAUGUUCAGGCGUCUGACAAAGGGACCCCGCCGUUAACAAGCCGGUGUAGAGUUGUUGUGAAGAUUAAAGACGUCAAUGAUAAUCCACCACGAAUAGAAGUCACUUCCCUUUCGAACACUGUGACUGAAGAUUCAAAACCUGGAACAAUUGUUGCACUUAUAAGCGUGAUGGAUAAAGACUCUGGUAUUAAUGGUAAAAUCCUCACAACCAUUAACAACGACGUGCCUUUUGAACUACAACCUUCAUACAAGGAAAAUACUUACUCUGUUGUCACCAAGGGACUCUUAGAUCGAGAGCAGGUAUCAUAUUUUGAAAUAACAAUAAAAGCCACUGAUUGUGGUGACCCUCCCUUAUCUUCUUUUAAAACGCUCAGUAUUCAGAUAUCAGAUGUGAAUGACAACAGUCCACACUUUGAACAAAACCCUUUACAGUUUUAUCUGGUAGAAAAUAACGUUGCUGGAGCUUCAAUAUUCUCUGUGAGCGCAACAGACAAUGACAUAAAUGACAAUGCAGCUAUUUCAUAUCAAAUUGUGAGGGUAGGAAGUCAAAAUGACGUCUUGUCUUUUCUCAAUAUAAACUCUGAAAACGGACACAUAACUGCGCUGAAAAGUUUCGACUUUGAAACAGUGAAAACGUUCCAGUUCCAAGUUGUGGCCACAGAUUCUGGAACUCCGUCACUAAGCAGCAACGUCACAGUGAACGUGUUCAUUCUGGAUCAGAAUGACAACGCUCCAGUCAUCCUGUAUCCAGUCAGCUCCAACGGUUCUGCUGAAGGUGUGGAGGAGAUUCCCCGCAAUGUGAACGCAGCACACUUGGUGACUAAAGUCAGAGCCUAUGACGCUGAUAUAGGAUAUAACGGCUGGUUACUGUUUUCACUGCAGGAAGUGACUGAGCACAGUCUCUUUGCUUUGGACCGCUAUACAGGACAGAUCAGAACACUUCGCUCAUUCACAGAGACAGACGAGGCUGAGCAGAAACUGGUCAUACUGGUCAAAGACAAUGGCAACGUUUCCCUCUCAGCAACAGCUACUGUCAUUGUCAAAGUUGUGGAGCCCAAAGAGGCUUUUGCUGCUUCUGAUGUUAAAAGUGCAACAAACGAUGAUGAGGAGAGUAAUGUGACUUUUUAUCUCAUGAUAACUUUGGCCUCAGUUUCAGCACUUUUUCUCAUCAGCAUCAUCGUGCUCAUUGCAAUGCAGUGCUCCAAAUCCACAGACUACACUUCCAAAUACCUACAAGAGGCUAAUUAUGACGGGACACUGUGUCACAGCAUCCAGUACAGAUCUGGAGACAAACGCUACAUGUUAGUGGGACCCAGAAUGAGUAUAGGAUCUACUAUAGUCCCGGGCAGCCAUGCCAACACACUAGUGCUCCCUGACAGGAGGAGAACUUCUACUGAGGUAAGACUUGGUACCUAA
This is a messenger RNA of Labrus bergylta (ballan wrasse), 2373 nucleotides long. Its product is annotated as protocadherin alpha-8-like. The record is from RefSeq and is a predicted model, not a curated record. Gene Ontology annotation, molecular function: calcium ion binding. Gene Ontology annotation, cellular component: plasma membrane. Gene Ontology annotation, biological process: homophilic cell-cell adhesion. NCBI's taxonomy places the organism in Eukaryota, Metazoa, Chordata, Actinopteri, Labriformes, Labridae.